GCGGCCUUUGGUGUAAUAAAAGAAUUGAUAUAGCAAAAGGCUUACCAACUAAAAGGAUUAGCUCCAUUCUCUUUAGGAUACGAAUAUAUGGCGGAAAAUGUGGAGGAAUGGGCAGAUAGUGCGGCUGAUUUUUUCGAGGAAUUUACCCAAAAUACUAAGUCGAGCACUGGAAAAUCACUUCGAAAGCGUAACCGUGAAUCAAAGGAAGGUGACGCAUUGCAGGCCUUGUUAGAAUCUGAGAAAACUCGGGAAGCUCGAGCGGCGGAGUCACGAAGGCGCAUCGCAGCGGUGGUAGUAAGUCGCGCGAGUCCCAAAGAAAUUAAAAAAGCUGUUGAGUCUGUUAAGAAGCAUGAUCGUGUCGAUGGUAAGGUUAGGAAUCAAAACGAAAUGAGUCGCGACACUUUUCACAGUAAAAGCAGACGUGUAGGAAGACAUGCAGCUAAUCUAGGAAAGCCGGCGGGCUUGAAGACCGGGAUCCGUGACACCGGUAGCCUUUCCAAGUCAUCUAAACCAUUCAUAGGAAAAAAGGGUAAGCAGAGGAAACCUUUUUUUAGAGGAAAGAAAUAAAAUGACGGGUAAAGGAUUUGUUGGUGCAGUCAUCAGCUUAUGUAGAAGCGAUGACGGUGAUGCCAUAAUACCAUUCUUUUUUCCUUUCGGUAUUAAGCAUUCUUUUCAUUAAUUUUUGUCUUUGUGAGCUUCUUCUACGUCAACUUCGACAUACCAAAUAUUUCUGGCGCAGGCCGAAACGAAGGGAUGACAGUGUGUUCCUUAUUUGAUACCCUUAUUUUUU
Phytomonas sp. EM1 is the source of this 790-nucleotide messenger RNA. NCBI's taxonomy places the organism in Eukaryota, Euglenozoa, Kinetoplastea, Trypanosomatida, Trypanosomatidae. The record is from the annotation of a GenBank genome assembly.